Pyrus x bretschneideri (Chinese white pear) is the source of this 913-nucleotide messenger RNA. RefSeq lists its product as uncharacterized. The record is from RefSeq and is a predicted model, not a curated record. Bases 455 to 850 code for a protein of 131 amino acids. The transcript has 2 exons. NCBI's taxonomy places the organism in Eukaryota, Viridiplantae, Streptophyta, Magnoliopsida, Rosales, Rosaceae.
UUGGUACACAAUGUGGUUGGGUUGGGCCCUUUGGGGAGGGGUUCCCACUCGCAGGCGCCGAGGAGCACGUGAUGAAACCCGCGUUUAAGCGGUCCUAUUCCCAAACGGUCAUAUUUUCCCUUCUUUAAAUUUCAAAACCCCCAUCCCACUCCCUCACUGGAUCUCUGGAUCGCUCUCUCUCUCUCUCUCUCUCUCUCUGGCUCAAACGAUCGUGUUGCGUUCUCUCUGUGUGCGUCGGAAUUCGAAGCCCAAUUCAAAUUUGUUGCUCUCUCUCUCUCUCUCUCUCUUUCUCGCUUGAUCUCUCUCUGAGCAGAAAUUGGAAGCUCGAUUCAAAUUUGGGGACGAAUACAUCCUCUUCUCUGAGCAGAAAGUCAACGACUUGUUCCCAGUUCCAGAAAGCACACCGCUUUCGUCUGUUUGUCUUGUGUUUCGUGAAGAAAUUGGAAAAUUGGAGAUGAGGGGUCAAGAUUUGAGGCCCACUGUCUCUUCUCUCAAGCGUCCGCGUUUCCAUGAUUCCGAUUCCGAUGAUGCCGUUACGGUUUUGGGUGAUACGGUCAAGAGGCAGAGGACUCAUGAUUCGGAUGAUGAUCUUUUGGUAAUGGAGGACUCGAUUAGGGAGCUUGAUGAUCUACUUCAUCACGAGGGGUCCUCAAGCGGCACCACCGAAGCAAAUGAUUGCUUGGAUGAUGAUCUGUUAAGAUCCUUAAUUGACGAGAUUGAGCUUCUGCCUGAUUCUGCUGUUGCGGCCUCUGCUGCAGACGAGGCUGCCGUUGUGCCUCGGCUGACUACUCUGUUGAAAAUCAAUGUCAAAGUUAGGUAUGGAAAAUUAGGCAAUGUUAGGCAUGGUUGAAUAAAAAUAAAUUAGGUGCAAUUAAUAUGUUUUGUGUGGUAAUAAAUAAUCUUAGUUUAUUCA